CCUCAUAUUUCACAAAUGUUUGGUUUCAGCAUUCAACUCGGUCUGUUCAGCUAUUUUUGAGUACACAGAGCGCGCUCUGAACAUGUUCAGAACGAAAAAUGAGAUAAAAAGGAACACAAUUUUUUGACAGCUCAGGGGUCGAACUGCGGCAUACGUACGUUAACGUAUUGACGUUUUAUGUCUCUAUCAUUUUCUUCUGAUUAAAUAGAGAGAGCAAUAGUCAAAACGUUAACGAACGUAUGCCGUAGUUUGACUCCAGGGUUUCAUUUCUGAAUUAAUAAAGAAAAACACUAAUAACUGACAAAAGGAGUCAAAUGGGUAAAAAAAAGAAUUUAUUUAAUACUGGGAAAUAAAGAAAACAAAUCCAAUGUCUACGUGCCAAAUAAAAAUUGAGAUGACGUGGAAGUAUGAAAAACUAACAAAAUUAUUGUUAAUCACAAGCUCCAAAAAAAAUUUUAAAUAAUCCAACCACAAUUAAAAAAAUUAAACACAAACAAAAAAAUUAGAGUCACCCUGUCGUGCGUCGAUAAUACAGUUUGAAUCAACCCAUGAAUAAGAAGGACAAGAAUGACAGCAAAAGCUGUCAUUCGAGUCGAGUGAUAGAAUUAAAACGAGUGAUAGAAAGUAAACCAAAAUUUUUGCAUUUGAUUUUCCAUUUCCCAUGACCAUUUUUUGAAAAAAUAUUUUUCAAAAAAUGUUUGCAUUAAAAAGAAGCACCACUCGGUGUCAUUACCUGGGCCAAUCACUUGAACCAAAACGAUUCCUAUCUGCACAACCCCAACCAAAAUCAAAUUCUGAUGAAUACACAGACAAACCGGAAUAUCCCGAAAUCUUGGAACUUAGCCGCGAAGCACGCAUGAAACGUGAAAAACAAUCAUGGCAUGAACAAAUUAAAGCUGUCCCAACAAUUGAAGAGAAAUUGAUAAAGAUAAAUAUGCCAAGAUAUUAUGGAUUCAAGACAAUUAUGUUGAAUUCCGAAGAGAAUCCUUAUAAUUGUCUUCCACUUAAUCAACAUUAUACAAGGACAGUUUUCGAAGGUUAUGAAAAGUUACCAAAUACAGCGACAAAAGCCGAUGAAGCUAGUAAAACUCAAAUGGAAUCAUUUGUCAAAUCAGUUUCGGCAAAUAUUCAAGAUGCUAUUGAGUAUUCCAAUGAGUUUUUCAAGGAAAGAUAUGGUUAUGAUAGCUCAUUGUCUGCCCAACAAAAAGACAAGCUUUUAGGACAGAUUAUAGUCGAAAACCUCAACAGAACCCUCAUCAACUCUUUAAGCGCCGAUGCCGCUCAUUUGUCAGAAAUUGAAAUUGAUCUAAAUCCCAGACAUGAAGCAUUCUGGUCAGUUGGAGGAGUGAAUCCUUCAAAAGACGCUGUUAAGAGUAGAAAGGGUCGUGAUUGGCAAAAAGAUACUGUCUAUAUGCCAGUAGAAAGACUUGUCCAGUACACUGGUGAACCUUAUCUUGCUAUCAGACAUAGUUUGCCUUUGGCGCCUAUCAAGUCGAUUGAAGAGAGUAGUUCGGUGGAGCUUGCCAAGAAGAUACCUAUUUAUAAAUUUGAUGCCCGGACUUUGGGAUAUAAGACCAACUAUCGACAUGCUACAAAUAUUCCUGCUGAAUACAUUAAACCUUGUAAAAGAAAUGACCCAGAGAUCGUUAAAUGCUUUAAGGGUUCACUGGAGCACUUGAGGCCGUGGCUUAAAGCUGGAAUUCCUGAAAUUGAGCUGCCAUCAGUGGAACCAUUCAAAAUGAACUCAUUAUCCCUCCAAUUGACUGACGGCCCACAGGGAUACAAGAUCACCUUGAAGAACAUGGAAGUAUUUGGUGCCAGUGAUUUCCAAGUCAAGUCCAUGAAACUAAGUGAAAACGGAGAACCUUUCGAGGCAAAAAUUGCUAUGCCAAAACUGAGAAUUGAAUCCAAGUAUACCAGUUCUGGAGUUUUACUCAUCAUUCCAGCUUCAGGUGGAGGAGAAUUUCAUUCUAUUUUUGAUGGUGUCCUUGCCAAGCUGACUGGAAAAGUUUCGACUAGCGAAAAGCCUGAUGGCACUUAUCUUCAUGUCGAUGCACUUAAUAUUGAACUUGAUGUGAAGAACAUUGAAAUGAGUAUCUCGAAGGCUUUCAAUAAUAAUCGUAUUUUAACUGAAGCAACAAACUUGUUUCUCCGUGAUAAUGGUAGAUUGGUUGUUGAUGCUAUGCGACCACAAUUACAAAAGAAAUUGGCCCAUGAAUUUGGUCAAUUGGCGAAUCAACUUUUGAAACAUGUUCCCAGAGAGAUGUUCUAUAUUGAUUAAACAGCUAGAUUAGAAGCCUAUUAUAAGUAUCAAGGUGUAAGAUAUUAUUAGUUUGUUAAAAGUAAGAAUCAUUUUUGAUAAUAACCAUUUUUUUGUAUUUCAUAAUCGAAAUUAUUUUGAAAGAUACAAUGUAUCUAAUUAGAGUUUCUUCUUGCAUAAUUUUAUAAAAAAAAUAUCGAAAUUUCAUCAAGAUACUCAGAAUUUUGUAUCACAUAUUUUUGUAAAUAUUUUUUCUCUUUUUUAAGAUAAUAGAUAGUCUUAGGUU
Molecule: messenger RNA, 2546 nt
Organism: Episyrphus balteatus (marmalade hoverfly)
Lineage: Eukaryota; Metazoa; Arthropoda; Insecta; Diptera; Syrphidae
Gene: Jhbp1
Exons: 7
Coding region: 695-2281 (528 amino acids)
Biological process (GO): translation
Cellular component (GO): mitochondrion; ribosome; mitochondrial large ribosomal subunit
Molecular function (GO): structural constituent of ribosome
Source: RefSeq, a predicted model, not a curated record